AUGCGCGGCGGAAAGGAUGGCAGUCGGGGAGGUGGCGGAAGCAGCUCGGAUCAGGACCUUACCAAGGGCUCUGACCCCAAGUCUCUAAGGCGCCUGGUGCAGAACCGAGAGGCCGCCAGGAAGAGCCGACUGCGCAAAAAGGCGUAUGUGCAACAGCUGGAGACGAGUCGCAACAGAAUGCAGCAGCUGGAGCAGGAGCUCGCUCGCGUGCGCAACCAGGUGGCGGUGCAGGGAAGCAGCGCGGACCAGUCUCUGUCGCUGUCAGCAGCGGGACAAGGGGGGGCUGGUGCAGUGGCGGUCAACCCUAAUGUCAACCCAGGCGCUGCGGCGUUUGACAUGGAAUAUGCACGGUGGGUGGAGGAGCAGCACCGCAUGAUGUGCGAGCUCAGAUCCGCUCUGCAGUCCCGCCUUGGCGACCAGGAACUACGCGUCCUUGUGGAGGCGAUAAUGGCGCACUACGACGAGCUGUUCCGGGUGAAGGCGGUGGCGGCCAAGGCGGACGUGUUUCAUCUCAUCAGCGGCAUGUGGAAGACGCCUGCCGAGCGCUGCUUCCUCUGGAUGGGCGGCUUCAGACCCUCCGAGCUCCUCAAGGUGCUGAUACCGCAGAUAGAGCCAUUGACGGAGCAGCAGCUGAUGGGCAUAUGCAACCUACAGCAGUCGUCGCAGCAGGCAGAGGACGCGCUCUCCCAGGGCAUGGAGGCGCUGCAGCAGUCCCUCGCUGACACGCUCAGUGCGGGGUCGCUGGGGGCGGCCAGCAACGUGGCAAACUACAUGGGACAGAUGGCCAUGGCCAUGGGCAAACUCAGCACUCUCGAGUCGUUUGUCAAGCAGGCGGACAGCUUGCGGCAGCAGACGCUGCAGCAGAUGCACAGGAUACUGACCACACGGCAGGCAGCCAGGGGUCUCCUAGCUAUGGGGGACUACUUUGCCCGCCUGCGCGCCCUCAGCUCGCUCUGGGCCGCCCGUCCCCGCGACCACUAUCCCUUACUCCCUUCCGUCGCCUCUCCCUCUCACCCCGCCGUCGCGCUCCCUCCCAUCCCGCCAUCGCCCCUCCCUCCUUCCCAGCCGCCGUCGCUGCUCCCUCCCAUCCCGCCGCCGCCUCUCCCUCCUCCCCGCCGCCGCCUCUCACUCCUCCCCGCCGUCGCCUCUCCCUCCUCCCCGCCGUCGCCUCUCCCUCCUCCCCGCCGUCGCCUCUCCCUCCUCCCCGCCGUCGCCUCUCCCUCCUCUCCGCCGUCGCCUCUCCCUCCUCUCCGCCGUCGCCUCUCCCUCCUCUCCGCCGUCGCCUCUCCUUCCCUCCCCGCCGUCGCCUCUCCUUCCCUCCCCGCCAUCGCCUCUCCUUCCCUCCCCGCCGUCGCCUCUCCUUCCCUCCCCGCCGUCGCCUCCGGCGACAAGU
Molecule: messenger RNA, 1393 nt
Organism: Closterium sp. Naga37s-1
Lineage: Eukaryota; Viridiplantae; Streptophyta; Zygnematophyceae; Desmidiales; Closteriaceae
Source: the annotation of a GenBank genome assembly